AUGUUGACUUUUGGUGUUCGAACUGGACUGGAUCUGGCCCUCUUCUGCUCAGGUAUGCCGUUUCUCCCUCGUGUUUUCCAUGCCUGGAUGAGUUAUGGGCUGAUGGGUGCUGGCAGUGGCAAAGUUUGGGGGUGCAGGUUUUCUCCGCUGAAUCCUUUGGUUUGUAUGAUGAGACUGAUCAAAAUUUUUAAAAAACACUCUGUAAGUCAGAACUUGUUAAGAGGUGUUCCACUGGUGGUAAUUUGGAGAUUAUGGAGGGAGCGAUGCAGAAGGGUCUAUGAAGAUAGCUCACUCUCGGCCUAUGCUGUGUUUCUAGAUAUCUGCUCCACUCUGCGUCUUCAGGCUUAUGGCGUUAGACCUAAAGAUAAGGAAGGCAUGAUUGGUAUGGAAUUCUUGAGGGCAUUAAAG
This is a messenger RNA of Ilex paraguariensis (yerba mate), 408 nucleotides long. NCBI's taxonomy places the organism in Eukaryota, Viridiplantae, Streptophyta, Magnoliopsida, Aquifoliales, Aquifoliaceae. The record is from the annotation of a GenBank genome assembly.